GUUCUACUGAGGAUGGAUACUGGACGACGGCUUUUCCCCCAUGCUUGUGCUUAACGGACUUGUCGCAUAGCGUUUGGAAUAGACGGACUGUUGUGCAGCAGUUGUUCGUUUUUUGUAUGUGUUUCUCGAUCGCUUUGAAUUUAUGUGUGGACUUGACGUUGCUGCACUUCGCCAGGCUGCACUAUGGGUACUUUCCACGAAAGCACUGACAUGUUCACUUUACACCAGAUCGACACAAACACAUGUUUCCCCUGAGACUUUACAACUUCAGGUAACGGCACUCACGCAAAUUUUCCAGCCUUGCGUUCUAUCAGCACUCUCAACCCUCAAUCUCCGGUGUUGCUCAUAUCACAUUAUCUUCUUUAAAUGCGCCCUUCAUCUCCGAUCUUCACCUCACAUUGCGAAAUUCAGUUUAUCACGCAUAUCCAUGUACACUAUACACACGACAUCCCUUGCAUGGAUUCAGUGUGGCAGUCUCACAUACACCAAUCCCGUGAAAAACGAAAGCCCUACAAGGAAAGCACGACUCACAUCAACAUAUAACUCUAGAUCAGAUGAACACUACCAGCGCGUUCCAGAAGUGACUUCUAAGUCGCGUAAACGACACCCUACCCGACGAGACAGGCUAAUGGAUAAAUGUAGCAUCAUAUCCGGAACUACACUCCAUCGCACUUACCGCUUCCACACAUGGACAACCACGACCUCUCGUCUAACCCCCCUGCCAACUUACGAGAAAACUAACAAAAUAAUGAGUACAAAACACCAACACAAACACCAACGCCCAUCCACGCCCACCCACUGAACCAGAACCAAAUCCAAAUCCAAAUCCAAACCCAGAACCAAACCCAGAACCAAAUCCAAAUCCAAAUCCAAAACCAUGACACAAACCACCACCCCCACUUCAUCACCGCCCGCCAACCCCGAAAUAACCCCUACCCCCACCCCGCACAAACCAACCCACCAACACCAAGCCACCGCCACCGCCAACACCUUCCGCAGCGUAAACGUCGCGCACACGAUUAAUCCCGCGGAUGGGAAGACGUGGGCGUGUGAUCGCGGGUGUGUGUUUGAAUCUUUUGUUGAGGGGGGGAGGAUGGGCGGGGAGGUGGGGGAGGGGGAGGAAGAAGAAGAAGAAGAAGAGGGGGGGUGGAGGAGGGGGAGGUGGUUGGGGUGGUUUUGUGGGGGUUGA
Messenger RNA from Dothidotthia symphoricarpi CBS 119687, 1189 nucleotides. RefSeq lists its product as uncharacterized. NCBI's taxonomy places the organism in Eukaryota, Fungi, Ascomycota, Dothideomycetes, Pleosporales, Dothidotthiaceae. The record is from RefSeq and is a predicted model, not a curated record. The transcript has a single exon. The coding region runs from base 143 to 802 and encodes 219 amino acids.